AUGGAUAAGUCGUGGAUUUGGCUUCCAAGGAAUAGCCACGAGUAUUCAGAAGGAGCAACUAAUUUUGUGAAUUCGUCCGCAAAAAGAUUGGGAAGUCUGUCUGAAAUGCUAUGCCCUUGUAGAGACUGCCGCAAUCUGAGCCAUCAGUCACUGGAUAAAAUUGUGGAGCAUUUGGUGAUUAGGGGUAUGGAUAAGAAGUAUAAGAGUUCUCGUUGGAGUAUUCAUGGAGAAAAAAGAGAUUCUGCAGAAGACAGUGUUCUUCAAUAUGAAACAGAGGCGUUUGAUUUGUUUAAGACAAUAUUCUCCAUGGACGAAGGUGGUCCAAACCCGACAACUGACAACGAAGACGAUGAAGCACCAGAGGAAAUUGAGUUUAAGAAAAAGCUCAGAGACGCUCAAACGCCAUUAUACUCGGAUUGUCUCAAGCACACAAAGGUUUCAGCUAUCAUGGGACUUUACAGAUUCAAGGUUAAAAGUGGUGUGUCGGAGAACUACUUUGAUCAGCUGUUGGUUUUACUUGAGGAUUUGCUACCUGAAGACAAUGUUCUUCCCAAGAGUUUAGCUGCAAUCAAAAAAUUUCUGAAGAUCUUUGGGUUCGGCUACGACAGUAUUCAUGCUUGCAAGAAUGAUUGCAUAUUGUAUAGGAAGGAGUAUGAGAACCUAGAAAGCUGUCCAAGAUGCAAAGUUUCAAGAUGGGAAAUGGAUAAGCACAGUAAUGAGUUAAAGGUGGGGAUUCCGGCAAAGGUCCUUAGAUAUUUUCCAAUCAAGGACAGGUUUAGGAGGAUGUUUAGAUCACAAAGGAUGGCUGAAGAUCUGCGUUGGCACUAUACCAAUGCCACUGAAGAUGGUACAAUGCGGCACCCUGUUGAUUCUAUCUCUUGGGCACAAGUGAAUGCUAAAUGGCCAGACUUUGCUGCUGAUCCACGGAAUCUUCGACUUGGGAUUUCUACAGAUGGGAUGAACCCUUUCUCCAUGCAAAGCACCAAUCACAGCACAUGGCCAGUGUUGUUAGUGAACUAUAACACGCCUCCAACCAUGUGUAUGAAGGCUGAGAAUAUAAUGCUGACUUUGUUGAUCCCUGGUCCUACUGCUCCUGGUAACAACAUUGAUGUUUACCUAGCACCACUGAUAGACGAUCUAAAGGAUUUGUGGGCUGAGGGUAUUGAAGUGUAUGACUCAUUUGCGAAGGAGAACUUUAAUCUCAGAGCCUUGCUGCUUUGGAGUAUCAGUGACUAUCCAGCCUUAGGAACACUGUCUGGAUGUAAAGUAAAGGGGAAACAAGCCUGCAAUGUAUGUGGAAAGGAUACACCUGCAAGGUGGCUUAAGUUUAGCCGCAAGUUUGUCUACAUGAGUAACAGAAGGAGACUACCGCCUGGCCAUCGUUACAGAUAUAAAAAAGCUUGGUUUGACAACACUACCUCUAGAGAAGGAAAAAAAAGGAAAAGACUAGAGUUGGAAGAUGAUGAGAGGUUACAAGAAGAAGAGUGUGAAGAAUCAAAUGAACUAUGGCGGUGGAAGAAGAGAUCAAUAUUCUUUGAUCUACCUUACUGGAAGGAGUUGCCUGUUCGUCACAAUAUUGAUGUUAUGCACGUAGAAAAGAAUGUGUCCGAUGCUAUAUUGUCUCUGUUGAUGCAAAGUGCGAAGUCAAAAGAUGGGUUGAAAGCAAGAAAAGACUUAGAAGAUAUUGGAAUCAGAAAGCACUUGCACACAGAGGUGAGGGGAAAGAAAACAUACUUACCUCCUGCUGCCUACUGGUUAUCGAAGAGAGAGAAGACCAUUUUCUGCCAAAGGUUAGCUAAGUUUAGAGGCCCUGAUGGUUAUUGUGGUAAUAUUGCGAAUAGUGUUUCAGUUAACCCUCCAAAUAUUGGUAGUUUAAAGUCGCAUGAUCAUCAUGUCUUAGUACAGAACUUGUUACCAGCUGCAUUAAGAGGGUUGUUACAUAGGGGUCCUAGGAUAGCCAUAAAUAGAUUAUGCAGUUACUUCAACAGGUUGUGUCAGCGCAUCAUUGACCCAGAGAAACUUAUAUCCAUGGAGACAGAGUUUGUGGAGACAAUGUGUCAGCUGGAGCGCUUCUUCCCUCCAGCCCUUUUUGAUAUCAUGUUUCACCUUCCACUACAUUUAUCAAGAGAGGCACGGUUGGGAGGACCAGUUCACUUCCGAUGGAUGUAUCCCUUCGAAAGGUACAUGAAAACACUAAAGGCUUUUGUUAAGAAUUAUGCAAGGCCAGAAGCAUGUAUGGCUGAGGCGUAUUUAGCUGGAGAAUGUGUUGCAUUUUGUUUAGAGUUCCUUAAAGAAUCAGUACCAGUUCAAGAAGCAGUUAAUCGUAAUGAAGAUGUUGAGGCUGAUAGAAUGGUGGUUGAAGGCCGACCUCUGCAGAAGGGUAUAGAGGUUACCCUGUCAGAUAAAGAUAGAGACAUUGCACAUCGAUAUGUGCUAAUGAACAUGGCAUCUUUGGAUCCCUUUCUUGAGUAA
Brassica napus (rape) is the source of this 2472-nucleotide messenger RNA. RefSeq lists its product as uncharacterized. Bases 1 to 2472 code for a protein of 823 amino acids. The record is from RefSeq and is a predicted model, not a curated record. NCBI's taxonomy places the organism in Eukaryota, Viridiplantae, Streptophyta, Magnoliopsida, Brassicales, Brassicaceae. The transcript has 5 exons.